Messenger RNA from Penicillium cinerascens, 948 nucleotides. RefSeq lists its product as uncharacterized. NCBI's taxonomy places the organism in Eukaryota, Fungi, Ascomycota, Eurotiomycetes, Eurotiales, Aspergillaceae. The coding region runs from base 1 to 948 and encodes 315 amino acids. The record is from RefSeq and is a predicted model, not a curated record. The transcript has a single exon.
AUGGACGCAAGUUCGCUGCCCGACUUCGAGGUGUUCUCCUAUCCCACGCAAUUCUUGGAAACCGACAACAAGAAAUGCUCGCCAUUAGAAAAUUCCAUCACCCUCAACAUCUCUUCCUCAUGGACAUACUGUGGACCACUCUUGACGCUCGAUGAAAAUCGCCUACCCUCCUCAUUUCAUACAUGGGCCGAAGCCACCAUCAACGGGCCACUUCUGACCCCUCUAUUCUCCUUCUUGGCAUUCGUACACGAGUUCCUAAGAGCCAACAAUCUCUCAAACUACUGGCUUACCAUCAGAGCCAGCACGGGAUCAGACGAAUUCGACAUCCCGCGCUGGCACACGGACGAUCUAUUCUUCUCGCCGGCUUCAGGGACAAUGCGAUCAUAUCGGCGCCGCUCACUACUCUCCCGGCUGUACAGCCGUGAUGAAAUGACCCAUCCAGGCAGCAGCCAACCAAAAAGAAGCAAAGUCCUCGAAUCCACAGAAAGAAUCCAAGUAAUCACAUCAACCCCCAACCCGACAAAUUGGAAGCUCACCACCACCCUCCUGGGCCCGGGGACACUUUUCAUUCCCCAAAAAAGAAGCCCAUCAGCCCGCGCCAUUCAACGCAACGCUAAACGCAGCGUACGCGCCGCCAAUCCAGGUCACGUCUGUCUAUCUGUCCGGUGCGUGGGCUGCGCUAUGGCAGCGGAGACCGUGCGGACACGACUCGCCGCAGAACUGGGACACCACACCAUCGUUCAGGCGCGGUCGGGCGAAAGUGUGUUCUUUCGAGUCGGCGAGGAUGAAGGCGCCGUACAUUCGGAGCCCAAGUCUCAUGGAGAUCGCAUUUUUGUCAAUGUUGUACCCGGGCAUGAAGCGGAUUUGAAGAGUCUUAUGGCGAAAUGGGGGAUGGAGUAUCCGCGUGCUUGGUGCGUGGGAUUGCCCUUUCAGGUUUCAGGGGGAUGA